Molecule: messenger RNA, 5730 nt
Organism: Meleagris gallopavo (turkey)
Lineage: Eukaryota; Metazoa; Chordata; Aves; Galliformes; Phasianidae
Source: RefSeq, a predicted model, not a curated record
CUGCAGGAAGGCGGGAAGAGCGCUCAGCGAGCGGCGCCAUUUUGCUUCGCUGACAGGAUGCGGCGGGCUCGGCGCUUUUCCCUUCUCGCUCUCGUUCUGUUCGUCGUGGUGCCUUCUUGCGCCUCUAAGCUUAAUGUGCCCAUUGUGUUGCUGCCCUUCAGCCGGGAGAUGAGGGUGCCUUUCAUGCUGGAGGCCGAGGGGGGCUGCUACUCCUGGCGUUCUAUGCAUGACAGUGUUGUCACAGCUGAGCCCGUGUAUGAGGAUGGUUCUGCAUGCUCCCAGAAAGCCCUGCUGUCUGCUCAGUCCGCACAGCCCACCAGGCUGAGCAGCACUGUGAUAGCUGAGGAACACGUCACCGGCCACACGCUCCGCUGUGAUGUGAUGGUUGAUGUGAUCAACAGCAUUGAAAUUCUGUCCCGAACUCGGGAGAUCUACGUGGAGGAUUCUCCCCUGGAGUUGGCAGUGAGAGCCCUGGAUGUCAAAGGAAACACGUUCAGUAGCUUGUCAGGAAUGGUUUUUGAGUGGAGCGUCGCAAAGGAUGAGGAUGUGGACAGUGUAGAAUUGUCAGACAAAAUAAGGAUUUUAAAAUACUCAGAAGCUGACUAUUCCCCACCAAACCACAUUGUUGAGCUGGAAAGAGCAGAAAAACAAGGAGACAGAAUCCUGGUGUCAGGAAUCACGACUGGAGCAGCGGUUGUAAGAGUCCGAAUACACGAAUCGACCUACAAGAAAGUGGCUGCUGCUGUGGUACGCCUGCUGGUUCUGGAGAACAUAGUGCUGAUCCCUGCUCAUGACGUUCACCUCCUGGUUGGAGCACUUAUAAAAUACAGAGUUGCAAAAGUUGUACGGGGGAAGAUGACAGAGCUGGAAUUUCCUCUGGAGCAUUACGAGCUGGAGCUUCGGGAUCAAGUCGCUGCUCCUGGGGGCUCUGAGCUCCUGCCUGUGGCCAGCCUGGAGGGGAGGACUGCCGCCGUGCGAGCCGUGCAGCUGGGGCAGAGCAGCCUGGUGGUGGUCCAUAGAAACGUUCACAUGCGAGCUGCAUCUGGGCUGCCUAACAGCACCAUCCAUGUGGUAGAAGCUGGAUUUUUAGGUUUCAGUGUCUAUCCAGGAGACAGAUGGGUGCUGGAGGUGCAGCGGCGGUACGCCGUCACUGUUGAGGUUUACGAUAGAGACAGCACUAAGGUUUAUUUAUCUGAUAACCUCAGGAUAACUCACCACUUUUCUAAGGAGCAUUUUGAGGAGCUGACGUCGUCUCCUAACGGCUCUUACCACGUAGUUCGAGUCCUAAAAGGUGGCACCACAGGGAUAAGAGCUGAGCUGGUUUCUGUCCUUCAGCAGGAUGGCUCUGCUGCUCCCUUCCCCACGGUGAUCAGCCGUGAGCAGGAGGUGAAGAUGUUCCAGCCCAUCAGGCUGUCCUGUCCUCUCCUUGCGUUCCCGUGGCACCCCGCAGGAGUGCUGUAUCAGCACCAGCUCCAGGUGGAAGGAGGCAGUGGCAAUUUCUCCUGGAUUUCUUCCAAUCAAACUGUGGCCACAGUCACCAUAAAAGGAGUGGUGAGCGGAGGCCUGGCCCAGGGGCACUGCACGGUUCAGGCCAGAGAUGCACAGAACCCCCUUCAUUAUGCAGGAAUACAGGUGUUUGUGGAACCUCUGGCAAAGCUGGAACUGAUGCCGCUGCAUGCAGAUGUGGAGGUGGGGCACACUCUGCUAGCUCCUCUCCAGGCUUACUUCACACGCAGGGAAACAAAGGAGUACAUUGCUUUCACUGACUGCUCCCUCUUACCUUUGGAGAUAAGCAUGGAAAAGAGAGGAGUGUUUGUCCUUGCAGAAGGAGGUGGUCAGAAGCCUGACCGGGCAUUCUGCUCCAGCUUCCAAAUAGAAGCGAGGUCUGUGGGACACACAGUGCUGACAGUGAGCGUUCGUGUCCACCAGCAGCACUUGGAAACAAGUGCAACGUUUGCUGCUUACGAACCCCUCAAGGCCGUCAACCCGGUGGAGAUGGCUUUGGUGACCUGGAAGGCAACGAAGGAGAUUGUUUUUGAGGGUGGCCCGGGGCCGUGGGUUUUGGAACCGUCCCGUUUCUUUUCGGAACUGAUUGUAGAACGUCAAGGUAAAAUUGAGGUGGUACAGAUCCGACUGCCGACCCAAAGGAAGGUGAAGCAGUACGUCUACCGUGCCGAGUGCCUGGAGCUGGGGGAGCAGGUGCUCACAUUCCGUGCAGGGAACCGGGCUGGGCUGCUGAACCCCGCACCUGCUGUGGAAUCAGCCAUGGUGACGUUCAUCUGUGCUGCUCCUGUCAGCAUGGCUGUGAGCCCGUCGUACGGAGCGCUCCGUGCUGUUCCACCUUGUCUGUUGCCACAGCACAGCAAGCAGCUGGUAAGGCUUGGGGCAGAACUGCAUCCAGGGCAAGAGAGACAGGGAGCUGUUGGAGGGGGUCCAGAGGAGCACAAAGAUGAUUUUUUUGUUCAUCUGUGGCUUGCAGGACAUCAGCUUCUAGAAGUGCAUCAGAUUAAAGGAACUGUUCGUGUUGAAGUCAGCUUUGUAAAGUACAGGAGCAGUGGUGGCCCACAGGCACCGUCUGGCUUAUUUACCUCUGUGGAGUUCCUGCUGGUUGAGGACGUGAUGGUUCAGCCUGAUAACAUCACUGUCUAUAACCACCCUGCUGCAAAGGAGCUGUUCCGUCUUCUGGAAGGUUCUGGGUACUUCCUGGUCAACAGCAGCGAGGAGGGAAUCGUGAACGUGAGAUACUUGGAGGCAGACAGUGCCAUUGAGGUCACCCCUUUGCAGCCUGGAUUUUUAAGCCUGGCUAUCCACGAUUCCUGUUUGGCCUCCUUGCCACCAGUUGCAGCCCACGUGCGCGUGUCUGACGUGCUCGAGGUGGAGGUGGAUCUCAGUGAAAAGGCUGAGGUUGGCAGGAGAGUUACGGCCACUGUUCGAGUCCUGGGUUUUCAGCGACUUCCCCUGCAGAGUAAAUACUUCAAGUACAUGAAGCUUCAGCUGCAGGCAGCAUCACCUAUUGUGAGCCUUGUGCAAGUGGAGGAAGUGGGAGAAUAUUCCCAGUUGCACGUACUUCAUGCUGUUGCCGUGGGCCAGACGACUUUGGUAGCUACAGCCUGGGACAGGAUGGGCAGAAAAAUCACUUCCGCUCCUCGGAAACUUGAGGUCUUUCCUCCGUUUAAGCUGAUCCCAAGGAAAAUCACCCUUAUUCCACACAAUAUGAUGCAGGUGAUGGCUGAAGGUGGUCCCCAGCCACAAUCCAUCGUCCACUUCUCUGUCACCAACCGCUCCGUCGCUGAGGUCAGCUGCCUUGGACACGUCACAGCAAAGGCAGUGGGAACAACCAGCAUCCAGGGCACCGUUCAGGUGGUCAGCGAAGACACAGGAAGAGUGGCAGUGUUUUCACAGGAUGAAGUGGAGCUAGAAGUGAUCCAGUUAAAAGCAGUAAGAAUUCAUGUACCCUCCACAAGGCUGAUCGCAGGCACUGAGAUGCCAGUCUUCGUGAUGGGGCUGAACAACAUGCUGACUCCCUUUUCCUUCAGUAAUGCUAACUGGGAGCUGAGUUUCCAGUGGUCAGUGAGCAAAAGAGAUGUCCUAGAGCUGCUUCCUCGACACGGGAGGGCUUCCAUUCAGCUCCCAGCACAGAACAACGUUGCUAUGGUCGUGUGCACGAGGGCAGCAGGUAGAACGAGCAUCAGGGUGAAGGUGCAGUGCCUGAAUGCGUCUGCUGGGCAGUUUGAAGGGAACGUGACUGAGCUGUCAGACGAAGUACAGGUCCUGGUAUUUGAAAAGCUGUCUGUGUUCUCUCCCUCGUUUUCCACUGAGCAAAUUUUAAUGUCCACGAAUUCUCAACUCAAGCUGUACACAAACAGGGAAGGGGCCGCGCUUGUCAGCUUCCGGAUCUUGCAGUGUUACCCCAACUCCUCAGUCCUUGAGGAACGCGAUCAGGGUCUCCUGAGGGCUGGACCCAUCCCGGGCAUUGCUGCAUUGGAGGUGACUUCCCUGGAGCUCUUUGGAGUCAAUCAGACAAUGGUAACCAGUAUCCAGGUUGCACCCAUUUCCUAUAUAAGGAUAAACGUCAGUCCCCAAAUCUAUACCAGCAGCGGCGUUUCCUUGGCUGCCUUCCCCCUGGGAAUGUCCUUCCUCAUUACAGUUGAGUUCCACAACAGCAUCGGGGAGAAGUUUCACGCCCAGCACGCCCAGCUGCACUUGUCUGUGAACAGAGACGACUUGCUGCUCAUUAGACCCGCAAACAAGAAUCACACCUACGUUGCUCAGGCUGUGAGCAGAGGAGUGACGCUCCUGACCGUCCAGGAUAGGAAGCAUCCGGGUGUGGUGGACUGCAUCCCUGUGCCUGUGGAGCGUGCCAUUGAGCCAGAGCUGCCCGGGGCCCUUGCAGUAGGAGAUGUCGUCUGUUUCAGCUCAGCCCUCGUCAACCAGGAAGGUGAGCCGGGGACGUGGCACGUUUCCCCCUCCGUGCUCAUCGUGGACAGCGUGAGUGGAGCAGCGUUAGCAAGGAGCUCUGGAACUGCUGUGGUCUUCCUUGAUAUCCCAGGGAUAGUGAAGACACACAGAGAGGUCGCAGUCAAUGGCUCAUCACACUUACAUCUCCAGACUGCUCAGAAAACCUAUUUAACAAACGCUCCCAAUUCCUCUGCCUUCCACCUUCUCAUUGCCACGGGCAGCGGGAGAGAAACCCUCCAAGGCUCCUGCAGCUCCGCUCAGGUCGGUGCCAUCACGCAGCGCCUGCUCCCGCAGUCCCACCUGCGGUGCCGGCUGAAGUUCAGCAGCGCCGUGCUGGGCGUUGCAGCUGGGGAUGUUUUCCACGUGAGCCCAGAGUUCAGCACCCAGGAAGGUCUCUACGUCUGCGUAAUCACUGCAAAACCGCAGCCCAGGGAAGCCCUCCUGGAGCUCAGCACAACCCACUCCUCUGUCCGGGUGGUGGUUUCUCUCGGCGGCGACACGCAAAGCAUUCUCAUUCCUUUCCUCCCUGCCUUCUACCUCGGUCACUCAGAAUUGGUGUUCAGCACCACGCAGCUGAGCCGCGUGCUGAGCGUGCUGGGAGCCGAAAAGGUCCUGGAAAAACUGGAGCUUCAGCCCAGCUCUCCAGCUGUAGCAGUGACGCCUCCCGAGUUCUUUUCCAACCAGCCCGGCCUUGUGCGUUACGCCGUGCGUGUGCUCGACCUCGGCUCCCUCCAGCAGAGGCCGGCGGUCUCCAUCACCGUCUCUUGUCCUCUCACCGGCCAAAGGGAGGUGGUCACAGCCAGAGCCGUGGCGGGGGAGCAGCCCGCGGGGCAGCGCGGCGCGGUGGGAAUUCACCGGCAGCUCGUGAGCUCUUACCAGAUCCUCCUCUUCACUCUCUUUGCUGUUUUGGGAUCGACAGCUGUUACUUACCUCGCAUACAACGCCUUCCUGGCCAGGCUGCAGACUCUGCCCCUCAUUUACGUGCCCAACGUGGCCGUGCCUCAGGCAGGAUUCUUCCACCCCCCCAGCCCCGUGCAGGGAGGCAGAAGGACGCAGCUGAGGCUGUGGAGCGUGCAGAACUGAACCUCGGAGCGCCCUCGUAAUGCGUGGAGCUGCUGGAGGAUGGGGGGCAGCACCCGGCUCACCCCCCUUCUCUGCUGGGCUGAAGCACGCAGCUUAAACACCCGUUAUUUGGUGGCAGUUGGGGGCGGUUCGGCAUAACCCAACGGCCCGCCCCCCUCCUUGAGGAGAAAUAAAAGCAAUUCGACUGUU